AUUUUGUCUACGGGAAGUCAUCCAGUUGAUCAGCGAAGGGCUUCCUUAGAUAUAACCUGACAUCAAGAAGUAAGCCUUGUCAGCCUGACCUAAGUGGAUGCCGACGGUCCCGAAGACCUUCGGUCAUCAUAUUUGCUGAGAACGUCGAAGAUUUUUCAGAGUGAGCUUGAAAGAUAAACGCGUCAGGUAUAGCAGUUCAGGGUAUCUUUUGGUUCUAGAAGGAAAAGGAAAGGGGACGGAAACAACGUGUUUGCAAAAGGAGGAGCGCCAUCCUUCCCGGGGUCGGGAGGCGCGCCACGCGGCCGGGCUAGUCUGCCACGCUCCAUUCCUAGCACGCACGCUCUCAUCAUCGUCCACCACGACGAGCUCAGGCCGCCGCUCACCACCCUCACCGACACCGACGACCCAGGCGACGACGACGACCCCCACACGCGCCCCGAUGUCCUCCUCGAAACCACGCCACGGACCCUCGGCGUCGUCGCCCUCGUCGAAACUGCCCAAGUUCCUGCAAUCAAAGCAGACCCGAGACCGGUCGAAAUCCCUGAACGAUCCCGCCCUGCUCGCGUCCUCGUCAUCCACGCCAUCCAACCCGACGAUGGGCCCCGAAGGCUCGUCGUCGUCUUCGUCGCCCUCGAAAGGCUCGCAUCGGCUGGUACGGAAGAGCAGCCAGAGGCUGGCCGGCGUAAAGGAGCAGCAAGCGCACCCGCAGAGCCAGCCCGUUCCGGUGCCCGUGCCCGCGCUGCCGCCGUCGACGGCUGACGACGGCGAGCUCGAGAACGCCGACUUCUCCAUGGGCGACAACGACGACGGCAUGGACGAGCCUCCGGUCAUCAUCGAGCCCAUUGCUGCUGCUCGACCACGCACACGGUCGGAGAGGCCCCUGAGCGCGUCGUCGGAUAACCAUCUGAACUACUACUCGUCGUCGCACUCGUCCUCGCGCAUCACAGAUUUGCCGACGAGACUGUCGGGCUGGUUCCAGCACACGUUCAAUACUUCAUCCACAGAUCUUUCGCUCCCGAAUUUAUUAACGCAUCCAGUCCAGAACUCGCCGAAGGGCAAGACGUCGGCGCUGCUCACCGCCGCGAAGCACGGCAAGGGCCACCUCGACAAGGCCAUGCGCUAUCUCCUCGACUCGGACGCUACGCCUGACGGCUGCACCGAUGUUAUUUGGCUCCUUGGCGUACAACAUCCCGGCUACGAGCCACCGCCGCCGCUGCCGAACACCCCGCCCUCGUCUUCUGGUCGUCGCAGCAACGAUUCACGCCGCUCGCCGUCCUUCCGCUCAUCCACCUCAUCGUCUACCUCACCCGAUUCCACCACAUCGCAUUCUCUCCCACCUUCAUCCUAUUCUGCCAGACUCUACCAAUCACAAUCUCAGUCUCCAUCCUCCCAAUCGACACUACAACAGCAACAGAUCUCAGCACAAGCGGCACCCAAUAACUGGCCCCCCGUCUUCUACUCCGACUUCACCUCCCGCGUCUGGCUCACCUACCGCUCGCACUUCCAGCCCAUCCGCGACUCGACCCUCACCGCGCUCGAGUCCGAGCAGGCGAACAUGGCGCACGCGGGACCCGUGAUCAUGGCCAGCAGUCCGCCGACGAAGAAGUGGGGAUGGCCCGGCUCGGGCGAGAAAGGGUGGACGAGCGAUGCGGGGUGGGGGUGUAUGUUACGCACGGGACAGUCGUUACUUGCGAAUGCGCUGGUUCAUCUGCAUCUGGGACGGGAUUGGAGAAGACCGCCGCAUCCGGUUUAUACGGCCGAUUAUGCGACAUACGUCCAGAUGUUGACUUGGUUCUUCGACUCGCCGACGCCGCACUGUCCGUUCUCUGUUCAUCGGAUGGCGUUGGCGGGGAAAGAGUUGGGUAAAGAUGUCGGACAGUGGUUCGGGCCUAGUACCGCCGCCGGUGCCAUCAAGACCCUUGUGCACGCCUUCCCCGAAGCCGGUCUCGGCGUCUCCAUCGCAUCCGACUCCCAGAUCUUCCAGUCUGACGUUUUUGCGGCUUCGCAUCCCCCGAUGGAUUCACCGAGCAGUAAGAAGAAGCUGGCGUCGACGUGGGGGGGCAGGGCGGUGCUUGUGUUGAUUGGGAUAAGGCUGGGGUUGGAUGGGGUGAAUCCGAUUUAUUAUGAGACUAUCAAGGCUCUCUACACCUUCCCCCAAUCCGUCGGCAUCGCCGGCGGCCGCCCCUCUUCUUCUUACUAUUUCGUAGGCUCCCAAGCCGACAACCUCUUCUACCUCGACCCGCACCACGCCCGACCAGCGGUCCCUCUUCGACCACCACCAUCUACGAACGAUAUCGUAUUGGAUAUUUCGAGAGAAUCUAUAGAGAGGGAUAGGGAGAGGCAGCAAGAGGAGGAAGGAGGACAGGGACCGAGAACGCCGGAGAAGGAUAAGGAGAGGGAGAAGAAGAGGUUGAGGAGCGGGAGUAAGAGUGCACCGGGGAGUCCGGCUGGGCCUGUCCUCUUCUCAGGCGGCGGAGGAGCAGGAAGUAGCGCAGGAGGAGGACAAGGACAUUACAGGAGCCCGACGAGCCCCACGUCGAGCCGGAGCGGCCGGAGCCCGAUACAUUCGCCGAGUCCGUUGGCGCACCAGUUGAGCUCGGGGAGCUCGGGGAGUUAUCAUUCGACGAAUAGCGGGGGUGGGAUGGGUGGGUCGUCACAAGGGCAUGGACAUGGAGGAGGAUAUGGGCAUGGCCGGUGGGCGACUACGCUCGCUCCGUCGCCUACGACGCCUACCGCUCCUUAUCACACCACACACUCAAACCCCAAUUCGAACUCCAAUAACAGCAACAAUAGCAACAGCAGUGCCAGUGGCGGUGGUGGCCGCCGCGCCUCCUCCGACCUGUCCUCCCUCUCCAUGUCGAUGUCCGAGCUGCUCGCCCGUGGCAAUACCGGCCCCGAGCCCCUGGACGCGAUUCAGGAGCAUUAUGUGAGCGCGUACUCCGCUGCGGAGCUCAAGACGUUCCAUUGUGAGAGGGUGAGGAAGAUGCCGCUGAGUGGGCUGGAUCCCAGUAUGCUUGUGGGGUUUUUGUGUAGAGAUGAGGGGGAUUGGGAGGAUUUCAAGGCGAGGGUAGCGGAUUUAUCAAAGACACACAAGACGAUCUUCUCCAUCCACGACGAACCGCCCUCGUACCCGUCCGACUCGGAAGACCACCUCGGGCUCGAAUCGAUGUCGGAGCCAGACAUGGACAUGGACAUGGAUAUGGAUAUGGACCUCGACGUGCCGGAUGCGGACGAUUCGCAGGGAUCGGGCUCGACGUCGCCGACGACGGAGAAUUCGGUGGGGGCAGGGUAUUAUGAGCCUGAUGGUGAGGGCGAGGGUGCGGGUGCGGGAGAGGGAGGUGAGGAGGCGGGGCGGAAGGAGGGCAAGAAGGGAGGCAAGAAGACGAAGAGGAAGGGAGAGGGAAGUGAGGUGGAUACGGAGGAAGACCCGAUUGGACCGAUUACGCCUGGUCCGGGGUCGGCUGGUGGCACGUUCGUAGGUGGGGGCAAAGGAGAAGUUCGACACGACGACGAUGGAGAAGAUGAGGAUGGUGAGGACGACGAGGACGACGAAGAGUGGGUGGACCCGUCGGUUUCGUUACCGACACCACAGCCAAGAUCGCCCUCGGAGGGCGCUGACGGUGGCGGUGGGGGCGAUGGAGGGAAUGGCGGAGCUAUCCCAUCGAGUGCGAAUGGGGCGGAUGAGAAUGGGAGGGUGGUUCCGAACCCGAUGAUGGGCUCGAUAUACGGGAUUGGACAACCACACGGACACGGACACGGACAUAUGACGAGUCCAUCCGAGGUCUCGACGGCGUCGACAGCCUCAGCGUCGAGCGAGGCUUCCGGUUCCGUGGCACGAGAGUCGACGGGGGGAGGGGGAGGUGUGGUUAGCCCGAAGAAGAAGAAGAAGUCGAGGAAGAAUACGAUACCACUUCCGUUGAUCACGACGCCGACGCCGGGCGCGAAUCAGUUGGCGAAUUAUCCGUUCCCGGGGAGUAGCGCGAGCGAGAGCGAUCUCGAGGCGGAGCCUGGGGGUGGUAGUGGCGGAGGAGGAGGUAGGGCGGGGAAGGAGGCGAGGAAAGGGCAUGGGGAGAAGAGGGAGAGGGUGGCGCAUGCGGGUGGUGGGGGGACGGGGAUGAUGAGCACGGCGAGGGCGAGGGACGGUGGGAGGACGCAGAGUGGUGGGGUGAAGGGCGUGUUGUUGACGGGGCUGGAUACGACGAGUACGGGUGUGAGGAGUAGAGAGCGGGAUCGGGAUAGGGAUAGGGAGAGAGAGCGGGCGUUGGAGCCAGAGAUGAACGAUGAGGGGGACGACUUUUAAGUGCGAUGGUAGGCUCUAUGAGUUCUCCAGUUCCGGUGUGACCCUUUUUCUUUUGACUUUUUUUUCGUGGUUGGGGUGCUUCUGUAUGUAUGCUCUCUCUCUCUCUCUCCUGUUCUCUAUCUCAUCUCAUCUCAUCUCAUCUCGGUCUUUCUCUUUCUUUAUGUCUUCGAGACUUACCCACCCACCUGCCGCUUUACCUCUACAGGCCCUCCCUCCUCUUUAGCCUCCCGCUCGUCAUGAUAUACCGCGCAAGCCGUUUUUCUAUCGUCCUAUUGAAUUAUUCCGACUUCUCGUCUCGUUCGCGUCAUCGAUCCACUUAUCCUACGUGUAAGCUGCUAGGCCACUUCCUCUUUCUUUUCAUUUUCUUACUCCUCUUCGUGCCGUUUGUCGUGCCGUGCCGAUCCCAUUACUAACGCGUCUUCCUUUUCUCCCUUUGAUUCCUGAAUUAUGCGCGGUAGUAUUGAUUGAUUGAUUGAAUUGUAACCUCAUCCAAACACAUAUCCAUGUAUAUUGCUCGAUCUCUCCACGACGAAGACUACUACGCAGGUAGUAGCUAGCUAGAUUCAGUUCAUAACCUCUUUUUCGAAUCAUCGGGUUUUCUUUUCUUUUUCUUCGCUUACUUAUCGCCUUUUCGUUCGUUAGGAA
Stereum hirsutum FP-91666 SS1 is the source of this 4945-nucleotide messenger RNA. RefSeq lists its product as uncharacterized. The coding region runs from base 440 to 4300 and encodes 1286 amino acids. The transcript is spliced from 5 exons. Lineage: Eukaryota; Fungi; Basidiomycota; Agaricomycetes; Russulales; Stereaceae. The record is from RefSeq and is a predicted model, not a curated record. Gene Ontology annotation, molecular function: protein-phosphatidylethanolamide deconjugating activity.